This is a messenger RNA of Gasterosteus aculeatus aculeatus (three-spined stickleback), 3465 nucleotides long. RefSeq names its product oculocutaneous albinism II (gene oca2). The record is from RefSeq and is a predicted model, not a curated record. Gene Ontology annotation, biological process: melanocyte differentiation; melanin biosynthetic process; transmembrane transport. Gene Ontology annotation, cellular component: melanosome membrane. Lineage: Eukaryota; Metazoa; Chordata; Actinopteri; Perciformes; Gasterosteidae.
UCUCCCCUCAGACUGCUCGCCUCCUCGCACCGGGGACGACGAAGAGGAGAAGCAUCACCUCGUCUUCCUCACAGUGCAGCAUCAGCAGCAGGAUUCUCCGCCUGCUUUCUGGGGUUUUUUGGUGUGAUUUUGACUGUUGGAUGUUUAUUGUUUGAAUUCACAAACUCAUCAUCAUCAUCAUCAUCAUCAUCACUGUCCUCCUCUUCCCGUUUAUCAUCAUCAAACUUUAAAGCCCCAGCAUGUAUCUGGAGAACCAAACGGAGAUGGAGAUGUCUCCGGCGUCGGCGCAGGGCCACCAGGGCCGGAGCUUCGGGGACCUUCGUCUGCUGCAGGGCAUCUCGGAGAGGAGAGACGCUCAGAAGCCUGCGGGCUGCGUCAUCCACGCCGAGGGCUUCGUCCCCGUCCGGCCGGACGACGGUUUCAGCGUGGUGAAUAUUCUCAGAGGGAAAUCCACCUCCGCCAACCUGACGGAGAAGUCGCCUCUGCUGAGAUUCUCUCAAGACGACGGGGUGUGUGUCUCCCCUGCUGGCAUGACCUACAUGACCUUACACGACCCCGGCUUCGUCGGCGGGGAGGAGCCUUGGCACGACGGGUCGCUGGACCUGGAGAGGAGGUACCGGCUGGGCAGCGAGGUCACCAGUCUGUCGGCGUCCCGGUCCGGCUCCUCGGAGAAGAGCGACCCGCUGGACGGCCUCAACCUCAGCCGCCGCUUCACCAGCAGCGUGAAAUGCUGCUUCAGAGUUUCCAAAAUUGCCACAAUGUUUACAAUCGUCGUCCUCUGCAGCCUCUUCUUCAGCAUGUAUCCAGACAGAGACAACCCCACCCGGCUGCUGGCCGUCUCCCCGGCAGACAGCUUCUCGGUGAACCUGACGGACUUCAGAGACAACGCUCUGCUCAAGCUGCAGGUGGGCGGGCCCUUCGCCCGCGGCAAGGUGGACCUCCAAGACCAGGACUACAUCCUGGUCCAGGUGGAGCAGACGGAGCAGGCGGGACAACGGAGGAGGAGGACUCAGCAGGUGAUUCAUAACUGGACCAUCCCUCUGCACGGGGAACGGAGCGACCAGAUCCUGGUGACCAAAACCUUUGAGAUGCUCAGCAGUGACCCCAUCGUCAUCACGUUCCAGGCCUUCCUGCCGGACAACGAGGUGGUGCCGCUGUCCAUGACCCACCAGUCGCUCUACGUCACCGUGGAGACGCAGGUGGCCAUCGCGGGCGUCAUCCUGACCGGAGUCUACGUGCUCAUCAUCUUCGAGAUUGUGCAUCGCACUCUGGCCGCCAUGUUGGGCUCUCUGGCCGCGUUGGCCGCUCUGGCCAUCAUCGGGGACAGGCCCAGUCUGGUCACCGUGGUCGAGUGGAUCGACUACGAGACGCUGGCUCUUCUCUUUGGCAUGAUGGUGCUGGUGGCCAUCUUCUCGGAGACGGGCUUCUUUGAUUACUGCGCCGUGAAGGCCUACCAGCUGUCCAGAGGGAAAGUGUGGCCGAUGAUCUUCAUCCUCUGCCUCAUCGCCGCCAUCCUCUCCGCCUUCCUGGACAACGUGACCACCAUGAUGCUCUUCACCCCGGUGACCAUCAGGUUGUGCGAGGUGCUUAAUCUGGACCCCAGACACGUCCUGAUCGCAGAAGUCAUCUUCACCAACAUCGGCGGCGCCGCCACGGCGGUCGGAGAUCCGCCCAACGUGAUCAUAGUGUCCAACCAGGACCUCCGCAAAGAAGGGAUCGACUUCGCCAGCUUCACAGGCUACAUGUUCCUCGGGAUUUUCCUCGUCCUCCUCACCUCCUUCCCGUUCCUGCGGCUGCUCUACUGGAACAAAAAGCUCUACAACAAAGAGUCCAUUGAAAUAGUCGAACUCAAGCACGAGAUUCUGGUCUGGAGGCAGACGGCUCAGCGCAUCAACCCGGCCAGCCGGGAGGAGACGGCGGUGAAGUGCCUCCUGAUGCAGAAGGUCCUCAACCUGGAGAGUCUGCUCCGCAAGAUGAUGAAGACCUUCCACAGUCAAAUUUCUCAAGAGGACAAGAACUGGGAGCAGAACAUCCAGGAGCUGCAGAAGAAGCACAGGAUAACCGACACGGUGCUGCUGGUGAAGUGCGUGUCCGUCCUCGCCGUGGUCAUCUUCAUGUUCUUUCUCAACUCCUUCGUCCCCAGCAUUCAUCUGGAGCUCGGCUGGAUCGCUAUCCUGGGUUCACUGUGGCUGCUGGUUCUGGCGGACAUCCAGGACUUCGAGAUCAUCUUGCAUCGGGUGGAGUGGGCCACGUUGCUCUUCUUCGCCGGCCUCUUCGUCUUGAUGGAGGCUUUAGCUCAGCUGCAGCUCAUCGACUACGUCGGGGAACAGACGGCGCUGCUCAUCAAAGCGGUGCCAGAGGACCAGCGCUUGGCCGUUGCCAUCAUCUUGGUCAUGUGGGUCUCGGCUCUGGCUUCUUCUCUCAUCGACAACAUUCCCUUCACUGCCACCAUGAUUCCCGUUCUCAUCAACCUGAGUCAGGACGCAGACGUGAACCUACCGGUGAAACCUCUCAUCUACGCCUUGGCCAUGGGGGCCUGCCUCGGGGGAAACGGCACGUUGAUCGGCGCUUCGGCCAACGUCGUGUGCGCGGGCAUCGCCGAGCAGCACGGCUACGGCUUCUCCUUCAUCGAGUUCUUCAGGUUAGGAUUCCCCAUGAUGAUCAUGACCUGCAUGAUCGGCAUGUGCUACCUGCUGGCCACCCACAUCGGACUCGGCUGGAACAUGUGAUCCAUGCAAAGAGACAUUUGGCUCGCUGUGAUUCGCCCGAUGGAGCGAUCAGAUGACGGGCGCUUAAUGGUGCACGGCGGCCAUAAUCACAGCAGGGACCAGAGCAACGGGAGCUUUGACCAGAAUUCUGAACCCUACGUGCAGAAAUUCAAAGUCACAAAUUCUCUUUUUGUCCUCACAAAAGUUGAUCCAAGGGACGUCCCCCAGGAAAGGUCCCAGUCCGUAACGCUGCUCAUGGUGCUACUGGUGCCUCUACUGGUGUAACUGGUGUUAUUCCAGGUAGUUCCUCUGGUGUCACAAUCAUUUCCGUUUACAAAUGUUUUCCUGAUGAAUUGUAUGACUCUGACUUGCUUUUAGAGACACUGAGGACACCGAUGACUCACAAACAUUUCCCUCACUGUGAUAUUUCAAAGGAACCGUUAUCACUCAGUGAAAGGGAUUUCAUCUUUAAAUGUUAGUGUGCUCGAGAUUCCCAAAUUUUAACGUGAAUGAAAAGCGGAGAUCAAACUGGAGCGUUGGCGGAGUGAUUAAAUAAGACGGACGUAGACUGUUAUAAAGGUAAUAUAUCAACAAUUGUACUAUGUACACGAUGAUGGCAUGUAAACUCAAUGAUUUUAGUCUACCACAUUUAAUGUAGAAGAUGCUGAGACAUGGAAUGGAUUAAUAUCACCUGUAUUUAUUGUACAUUUAUGAUUCACGUUUGAGACCAACAUGAACAAUAAAGGUUGUGAUGUUU